AUGUUGAAAACUGAGUGUUCGGGGGAAAGAUCAAACCUCCGAAGUGCCUCUCCUCACAGGAAUGCUUACAGGACUGAGUUUCAAGCACUGAAAAGCACCUUUGACAAACCUAAGUCCGAUGGCGAACAAAAGACAAAAGAAGAAAGUGAGGCGUCUCAGCAGAGCAGGGGGAGGAAAUAUGGAUCUAAUGUCAACAGGAUUAAAAACUUAUUUAUGCAAAUGGGUAUGGAACCCAAUGAGAGUGCUGGUGGCACAGCAAAGACCAGAGGUAAAGGUGGCCCUCUAUCACCUCAGAGAAGGAGUAGACCUAAAGAAUUUGUAGAGAAAGGAGAUGGGUCAGUUGUAAAGCUGGAGUCAUCCGUUUCAGAAAGGAUUAGUAGGUUUGAUGCUAUGCAUGAUGGCCCUUCUUAUUCUAAGUUUACUGAGACACGGAAGUUGUUUGAAAGAAAUAUGCAUGAAAUAGGGCAUUCCAAUCGCUAUUCCCCAAAGAAGGAGGUACUCGUUCCUAAUGCUGAACUUCAAGAUGAAUGGUGCAGCUCUAAGUCUAACCGAGGCAGUUCAGACUCCCUGGAUAGUCUUAGUUCAAGGACUGAAGCUGUCUCUCCAACAGUGAGUCAGCUUAGUGCAGUGUUUGAAAAUACUGACUCACAAAGUGUGAUUGUUUUAGAGAAGGCAGAAAACAAUGAAGGGUAUUCUGUAACUGGUCACUAUCCACUAAAUUUGUCUAAUGUGGACACAAAUCUGUCUUCCAGUGUUUCCAACCUUGAUGGUUUUAGCCCCAUUAAAGAAGCCAACACUUGGCCUUUGACAGCCAAACAAAAUACCACUUCAGUAUCUGUUGAAAAUUCUCAGCCCAUCAGUAGGUCACCAUCCGCCAAUGAAAAAUCUUCUAACAGCACUUUGCCUCUUUCAAAAACAAGUGGGAUACAAAAUAAGGAUGUCCGUCAUGAUUCUGUUGACACUGGUAUAGCAACUGGACAAGAGUCAGUGGAUGGAGUUGAUAAUCAGAGUUUUGAUGAGCAGCCCACCAAGAAUCAAGCAGAAACAGCCCCUGAAGUACUGCCUUUGCAACAAAAAAAGAUCUUGGAUGGAGAGGAGACUGCAGAAAUAUCAGGAAACUUAAUAGCCAGUGAGGAUGUUGCAGUCACUGAAGCUUCACAUUCUGUUGGCUCCCACUGUGAAGAUGCUAAUGGUAAGGAAGUACAGGAAGACUUGAAUAACUUUCAGAGUUCUCAUGUGUACAUGCACUCUGAUUACAAUGUCUACAGGGUACGAUCAAGAUAUAAUUCUGAUUGGGGAGAGACAGGAACGGAACAGGAUGAUCAAGAAGACAGCGAUGAAAACAAUUAUUAUGAACCUGACAUGGAAUAUUCUGAAAUUACUGGAUUGCCAGAAGAAGAUGAAAUCCCACCAGCUAGAAAAAUCAAGUUUAGUACUGCUUCAAUUAAGGUUUUCAACACAUACUCUAAUGAAGACUAUGACAGGAGAAAUGAUGAAGUUGAUCCAGUGGCCGCAUCAGCUGAAUAUGAGUUAGAAAAACGAGUCGAGAAGCUGGAGCUUUUCCCGGUAGAGCUCAAAAAAGAUGAAGAUGGGCUUGGCAUCAGCAUUAUUGGAAUGGGAGUUGGAGCAGAUGCAGGCCUUGAAAAACUGGGCAUAUUUGUCAAAACAGUAACAGAAGAUGGGGCAGCAGAAAGAGAUGGCAGGAUCAAAGUAAAUGACCAAAUUGUUGAUGUGGAUGGAAUCAGUCUGGUUGGUGUCACACAAAAUUUUGCAGCAACUGUUCUCAGAAAUACCAAAGGAAAAGUCAGGUUUAUAAUUGGCCGAGAAAAGCCAGGACAAGUUAGCGAGGUGGCUCAGUUAAUUAGCCAAACUCUGGAACAAGAGCGUCGCCAGCGAGAACUCUUGGAACAACAUUAUGCACAAUAUGACGCAGAUGAUGAUGAGAGUACUGAGAGAGAAUUUCAUGGAAUCUUAGACAACUACAGUAAAAAUAACAACUGUUACCUUAAAAAGACAGGGGAAUAUGCGACAGAUGAAGAUGAUGAUGAUAUGGGACCCAUCCUUCCAGGAGGCGAUAUGGCAAUUGAAGUGUUUGAGCUUCCCGAAAAUGAUGACACGUUUUCCCCGACAGAACUGGACACCAGCAAAUUGGCUCACAAAUUCAAAGAGUUGCAAAUCAAACAUGCAGUCACCGAAGCUGAGAUUCAGAAGCUGAAGACAAAGCUACAAGCAGCUGAGAAUGAGAAAGUGAGGUGGGAGCUGGAGAAGAAUCAGCUUCAGCAGAACAUUGAGGAGAAUAAGGACAGGAUGAUGAAACUCGAGAGCUACUGGAUCGAGGCGCAGACCCUGUGUCACACUGUCAAUGAACACCUGAAGGAGACUCAGAGCCAGUACCAGGCCCUGGAGAAGAAAUACAACAAAGCCAAGAAACUGAUUAAGGACUUCCAGCAAAAAGAACUCGAGUUUAUCAAGCGACAGGAAGUUGAAAGAAAGAAGAUAGAAGAUUUGGAGAAAGCUCAUUUUGUGGAAGUUCAAGGUUUACAAGCUCGUAUCAGAGAACUGGAAACAGAGGUAUUCAGGUUACUGAAGCAAAAUGGGAGCCAAGUUAACAAUAACAACAACAUUUUUGAAAGGCAAACAUCUGUUGGAGAAGUCUCAAGAGGAGAUGGAAUGGAAGCCGUGGAUGCAAAGCAAGUGUCUGGCUUGGAUACCAUAAAUCAAGAUUUUAAUGAAGCGGUCCCGGAGACAGAAAGGCUGGACUCUAAAGCGCUGAAGACUCGAGUGCAGCUUUCAGUUAAGAACAAAAGGUCAAGACCAACUAGAACAAGACUGUAUGACAGCAUCAGCUCUACAGAUGGAGAAGAUAGCCUUGAAAGAAAGCCUUCGUAUAGUUAUGGUAGUCCUAUGCACAUUAGAAAAUCACCUCUGCCCAUGUGUAUGAGAGCUUCCUCACCAGCAUCAGAUUCUGGUGCUUCCUCCCUUUCCCCUGUGGCUAGCAGUGCAUCCUUUGCAUUUGACAACAUAGCUGGAAUCCAGGAUGAAGAACCACAGUACAUAAGUGUUGGUUGUUCCCAUGGAGACACUCCACUCUCCUCUCCUUCAAAGUCCUGCCAGAGCUGUGAACAUUCACCUGUGCAUCAUCCAGCCUGCAGGAGUAUCUUCCAUGACAAAGACGGUGCCACAGGUAUCCAGUCAUCAAAAACAUCCAAUUUGGGCCAUCUAAGACCGAUAAAACAAAAGCUUGGGGACCUGGGGACUCGGUUGAGGAAGAGUGCUAACAAGGGCAAGAAACGAAGAGAUAAAGAAGCAGUUAGGGUCUCUGUUGGCUGCAGGACAUCUAAGGAGCUGCUGGAGUGCUCAGCAAGUAGUGCGUCUAUAGCCAAGCGAUCCUCCUCUCUCCCAUACAGCCCUAUGCCAUUUACUUGGUAUGGAGAGAGCAGCAGGGGAUCCAAUUCUUCCAGCAAUCUGCCUUCACCUUCCAGCUCAACUGAUCCUUCCUCUGACAAUCUAAGUCCAGCAAAAAAGGGGUGCAAGAAUUUUACUUUCAAUGAUGACUUCAGCCCAAGCAGCACCAGUUCAGCUGAUCUAAGCGGAUUAGGGACAGAACCCAAAACCCCAGGAUUUUCUCACUCCAUAGCGCUGUCAUCUGAUGAGAGCUUGGAUAUGAUUGAUGAUGAGAUCCUUGAUGAUGGACAGUCUCCCAAGCAUAGCCAGUCCCCAAGUCGCACCGUUCAAGAAUGGAGUGUGCAGCAAGUUUCCAACUGGCUAAUAAGCCUGAAUUUAGAACAGUAUGUUCCAGAAUUCAGUACCCAAAAUGUAAAUGGAGAACGUCUUCUUCAGCUGGAUGGCAGUAAGCUCAAGGCCCUUGGUAUGAUGCCUUCUCAAGACCGAGCUGUCAUUAAAAAGAAAAUUAAAGAAAUGAAAUCAUCUAUAGAGAGAGCUCGUAAAGCGCAAGAGAAGAUGGAGAAGCAAAGGGAAAAGCUGAGGAAGAAGGAAAAAGAGCAGCUUCAGAGGAAGUCCAAAAAGCCUGACAAGCAUUCCCCAGAUCCAACAGAUGGCGCUAGUGAGCAGUGAUGCAUAAGAGUUACUGUUCUAUUAAGACUGGGAAGACGUUUUGGGAAGAGAAACGGAAAGAAAAAGCUUACUUCCCAUCCUGCCAGUCUUCGUUAUACAGAGCUCUGUACCGCCUAAGAAGGCUUUACAUAGAAUAAAUGGGGGAAACGUACAUUGCGUAGCUACACUUUCCUGCGGCUGUAAAAUAUGACCUGCUUAGCAGUUCCAAACUAUGACGGCUAGUGCAUUUUCUCAUCGCUGUGCAGUCAAACCAAAUGUCCAGCCCAGGACCAGCACAAAGCUCCUCCUUGCC
Molecule: messenger RNA, 4366 nt
Organism: Gekko japonicus
Lineage: Eukaryota; Metazoa; Chordata; Lepidosauria; Squamata; Gekkonidae
Gene: PPP1R9A
Product: protein phosphatase 1 regulatory subunit 9A
Exons: 20
Coding region: 1-4074 (1357 amino acids)
Biological process (GO): actin filament organization; calcium-mediated signaling; neuron projection development
Cellular component (GO): dendrite; actin cytoskeleton; postsynaptic density
Molecular function (GO): actin filament binding
Source: RefSeq, a predicted model, not a curated record